Ipomoea nil (Japanese morning glory) is the source of this 2535-nucleotide messenger RNA. RefSeq lists its product as uncharacterized. Lineage: Eukaryota; Viridiplantae; Streptophyta; Magnoliopsida; Solanales; Convolvulaceae. The record is from RefSeq and is a predicted model, not a curated record. The transcript is spliced from 2 exons. The coding region runs from base 1 to 2535 and encodes 844 amino acids.
AUGGCUACAGUCUUGCCUCGGGUGUUGUCACCGCAGCAGAGUGGGUUUGUGGCGGGCCGGUCUAUUACAGAUAAUGUGCUUCUAGCGUCUGAGAUGUGCCACGGGUUGAGCUUGCAGAACCGGGACAUAGUCCUUAAGUUAGACAUGGCUAAGGCUUAUGACCGGGUAUCAUGGUUUUUCCUGACUUCGGUGAUGCGCCGCCUGGGUUUCAGUGAGGUCUGGAUAGAUAUGGUGUUCCGGGCCGUGUCUAACGUGUGGUAUUCAGUGAUUGUGAAUGGAGUCAAAGAGGGCUUCUUCACAUCUACGCGAGGUCUCAGGCAAGGGGACCCGCUGUCCCCGACUCUGUUUGUGAUUGCAGCUGAGGUCUUGUCGGUGUACAUUGCGCGGGUCUAUGAUGGCACUACGGUGCCCCGGUUUACACAUCCGCCACGGACACCACAUAUUCACCACCUGGCCUAUGCGGACGAUGUUAUUAUUUUUAGUACGGCCAGUUUGGGAGCUAUUGAGGUCGUGAUUGGGGCGUUAAAGGAGUACGAGGAGAUCUCGGGACAAUUGGUGAGCUUUCAGAAAAGUGCGUUUUACAUGCACCCUCGUACUCCGGCCCACGAGAUUGAGCAGAUUUGCCGGGCAACGGGCUGUGUGCAUAAACAGUUUCCUUUUACAUAUUUGGGCUGCCCGGUGUAUAUAGGCCGUAAAAAGUGUAUCUACUUUGCUUCGGUGAUUGAUAAAGUUAAGGCUAGAUGCUUGAGUUGGCAACGCCGGCUGCUCUCGAAGGGCGGGAAGGCAAUCUUGAUCUCUUCAGUCUUGCAGGCCAUACCGUUGCACAUAUUUUCGGCCUGCGCUCCGCCAAAGCAGGUCAUACGGGAUUUGGAGAGAUGUUAUGCGAGUUUUUUCUGGAAACAGUCAGGGGGCGCCCGGUACCACUGGAGUUCGUGGAAAACCCUCUCUCGUCCUAAGAAGGAAGGGGGGGUGGGGUUCAUGGAUUUAGACUUGAUGGUAAGGGCGGCCAGUGCUAAAUUGUGGUGGAAUUUCCGGACAGAUCAUACUUUAUGGUCGGACUUUAUGAGGGCGAAAUAUUGCAGUCGGGUUCACCCGGUUGCUAAGUUGGUUCAGAAUAGAGAUUCGCACACCUGGAAGAGGAUGCUGGCGGUACGUGAUGAGGUUGAGGGGGUUCUCACUUGGCGGUUGUUCCAAGGCCGGGUUAAUUUCUGGUGGGACAACUGGUCGGGUCUGGGCCCACUUGGCAGGCUUUAUCCACACCGGGUGGUUUCCUACUCCCGGGAGUUACUUCUAGACUAUGUGCGGGAUGGCCAGCUUGAUUUGACAGACCACGAUGACUUGGCAUUUGCUGGGAUUGGGGCGGACCUGUCCCGCUUGGGGCAGGGCCCGCGUGAUAUCCCACUCUGGACCGUGGCGUCCGACGGUAUGUUUUCUUAUUCCUCUGCUAAGGCCUUUCUUAGGCCUGCUUUGCCCACUGCACCGGACCCGCUCUUAGCUAAGUGUUGGCGCAAGCACCUUCCUUUUAAGGUGUCCUUCCUGGCUUGGAGGGUGUUCCGAGGGCGGCUUCCCAUGGAUGACAUCUUGGCCCAUUUCGGUCAUGCGAUCGUCUCGAGGUGUCGGUGUUGUCCAGCCCCGGUCCCCGAGUCUAUUGAUCACAUCUUUUAUUCUGGGGAAACAGCAAGAGCCGCUUGGAGAUAUGUUUUGGCGUCCCUCGGCCUCUACUUGCGACACCGGAGUCUUAGGACUUUGAUUGCAGGAUGGGGUCGGGCGGGGGCGCGUAACCCUCUUUUGUCUUUUGUUGUUUGCAGGUUGCCGUAUCUGGUGUUGUGGGAGCUGUGGAAGCACCGUAAUGGGUGCAUGUACGGCCGAGACACACCUACCAGCGUUGCACGGGUGAUGCAUGGGGUGGCAAAGGGGGUGGCGGAAUGCCUGUUUAGGCGUUGGCCCAUGCAGCAUAUCCUGCCCUCUAACUGGAGGACUAUUGUGGCAUACUUGGAGGCACAUGUGCCGAGACGUAUUAUUAGGGCGGUCAGGUGGUCUCCCCCGGUUGCCGGGGCAUUAAAGAUCAAUCUUUCUCGGUCUUCGGCGGCUGGGGGGGCUGCGGCCGUGGUGCGCAACCAGGACGGUGGCUUCUGCUACGGGGUUGCGUGGUCUGGCCACGGGGAGCACGCCCGGGGAAUGUUCCGGGUCCUUUUCUCUUGCCUGGAAUGGUGCCUGGCCGGGGGAACUACUUUGAUUGAUAUAGAGUCCACUUGGGCGGAGUUGGCUAGCUACGUUGAUAUCUCUGUUCGUCCGCCGUGGAUUCUAGAUGAUGUUGUGACCAGACUCCGGUUUCUGUGUUCCUGUGGGGUUGUUACUGCUUCUGUGUGCCCGUCCAGGGCCAAUAUGCCUGCACAGGCGCUAGCUAACUGGGCGGUGGAUAAGCCGGGGGAGGCCAUCUUUCGGAGCCUCAAUGAUCUGCCACGUAGGGUCCGUGCUUUACUGAUACAUGAUGAUGUGCCCUACGUGUUUUUUGAUAUUGAUGAUCCCCCGUGA